GUUCACCACCUCCGACUUUAAUGACCCCACACCUCGCCCUGCUGGUGCUUGCCAGAAUUGGCUUACUGUAUAUACCUCCGUGAUCGUGGGACUGGACCCUCCGCGCCGCACAUUCCCAUGAUUGAGCAGGCUGAGAGCUAAGGCACCGUCCAAAGCAUACAACCGCCGACACAUCUUGUCGCCCGGCAUGGAUGAUAGUCGCAGCGCUACUGUGAGGCAGUCUCCGGCUAGUAAUAGGCGGAGAAGUCUGAGAAGUCAUCGCAACUGCGAGGAGGGCGGUGCGAGUGAUAGCGAGGCAGCAGCAAACGCUUCAAGUCAGCGUCCGCAGCCUCCCCGCCGCCGCAGUACAAGAUCACGCCCCGAGCCCUCUUCCGCAGACGUUGCCGAUUCCACUCCAACACUUUCGUCCACAACCGUGCCACUACCCCGCAAAACAGCUCCUGUCGUCAACACAGGUUUUGCAUUGUCGACCGUGGUAUCUACACGCAGCCGCGAAUCGAGGUUCAGCCUUUUCUCGCAAGGCCAACAAUCAAGAAGGGGACGGGACUCAGCUGUAGGCUCUCCCUCGCGAGGAGAUCUCUCUCCCAGGCAGAUCGGCCUUGGCUUGGACGGUGCCCCUGGCCUAUCUCCCUAUGAGAUCGACUUGUCGAUCGCCUUGGAAGAAGGGCUUGUUGAGAACGAUCUACGCAACGCUUUCCAUCCUUUGCGGCGUACGCAUACACAACCUCAUACUUCUGCGUCCUAUUCAGAGACGUCAACGUUCCAGCCAGUCCGCGACAUCGGCGGUCUCGGCCCUAGUGACGACGAACCCAACAGCUACAGCUCCAAUCGCGCAACCCCUGCAAACUUUUCAAGCCACCAAGCGUUGCCAGGUUGGCUUGUUGGUAACGAUCACGAUAUGGGAGGUUCAUCGAAACGAGCGAGAGAGAAAAUUCGAGAUAAGGAAAGCAAGGAUCUGCUGAAUACACUGGAGAGGCAUGGAGCGAUUACCGCGAUGCUCUACCAUGCCACCGAUCCGGAUCCCGAAGCAAACGAUAUUUGGCCCAACUUCCGUAACAGGGCAAAGUUGCCUGCCAGGUAUGCCUCACUUAAUGUCAGCCGAGGAAAAUGGGGCAACAAAGGAGUCGACCCCUCCACAAGUAGACUACAGGUGGCCACUCAAGAUCGAUACAAUCUCCGAGGGCAGAAUGGUGGGUGGAGUGCGUCAGCUCCGGAGACGAUCGAUCCACAGUCUACAUCCUCGACCAGCACAGGCCGCCCGUUUUGGCAGCUCCCUGUUGAGCUCGUCGAACAGAUCAUCGAGCACCUCAACCGAGAUGAUGUCAAAUCUCUCCGUCUAGUAAGCCGCGAGCUGAACGAGUACACAUCUCAAGCUGCUUUUAGAACAGUCGUUGUUCCUUUCAACACUGAGAUUUAUGGCAUGCUGGGACAAGAAGUGAAACCUGAUCGCAAGGGCAAGAAACGUGCGAGAAUAAGCAGGCCGGAAUAUUGUUGGAAGAAUGCCAACGGAGAUGAGGUGUACAACGGCCAUGGUCUCGACGUGUUCCGUGGCUUUGGAAGGCACAUCCUCAGAUACGGGAUGAGCUUCGAGAUGAACGAGGACUCCUUAUCUGCGCCUCCUUCGAAGUCGACGACAGAGCAAAAGACCAGCUUCUGGGGUAAUUAUGAUUGGCCUUUCGAGGAGUAUCGACGGUUCGAUGCCGUUGCUGGUCUCGAAUCUGCCGCUGACGAGACACCGCGAAUGAAAACUGCCUUCUCAGAGCUGACCAAAGUCAAAGAGCUCGCACUCACCGUCAACAGUGGCCUUGGAUGGUUGAACGGUCCAGACCUUUCGAUUAGAGCACGCAUCUUGCAAACACCACCCAGUAUUUUCGGGUCUCGCCAAAACGUUCCAGAUCGCCGAUCGCAGGCUCAACAGGAGCUCUGGCAUCACAUUGAGGACACGCAUGUCCGUGCAGGUGACGAUGCUCGCACAGCAUCUCUCUACCGACUGGAAGGAGCGCGUCCUUUGACGGAAGUACAAGAGUCUCGACUGUUGGCUGCGACACAACCAAGUCUGCCGUUCCUGGAGUCUCACAUCCCGCAUGAAGCGACCCCGCAUGACACAGCAGAUGCAGCCGUUUCACAACCACUCGAUGACACAAGCUCACUUGAUCGCCACGUCUUGAGAUCAUCUUCUGUUAACGCUGGUAUCUUGUUUACCAGUUCAACGUUACAGCACAAUGACGCUGCACAAGUCCUGAGUCCCAUUGUACCUGCUACUCUCACUAAGGCUCAGAAAGAAUGGCUGCUCGAAACGGAGUGGGCUCAACGCGCAUUCUUGUCAUCCUAUAUGCUUUCGGUCAUUGACAAUCGGACUACGUUCCAUUUGAUACACACGCUCAACAUUUCUAGCCUCGCCGACCGUUACAUCUCCAUGCUAGACCGUGCAGACUUUUGGGAUGCGCUACCGAGCUUGCAAGAUGUUACUCUGAUGGUCAUACCGGGAUGGAGGACAGUGGAGAAAGACGAGGCCGGUUUUGUCGAUACCCCCAGAGUGGACCCAGCUGGUCACGUCGAUACUUUCUGUGGCCUUCUGCAAGCUCAAGUCGCGCCACGGUCCAAGAUCACCAGGUUGACAGUGGGAUUUGCCGCGGGUGGAGAGCAUGCUGAGGGACUGCAUGCACGAAACAAGCUCCUGAUGCCAGCGCCUCUGUUGCCACUGAGAGCUCGUAUGCACGCAGAUUCGACUAGCCCGCCCAUGGAAACUGCUAUAGUACAAGACACCAACAUGCUCCGAGAGGCUCUGGUACACUUUCCUCAUUUGGAAGAGCUUACGUUGCGUAACUGUUGGAUCACCCCGUCCGCUCUACUGCAAUUUGUCAAGGUUCAUGACGAGUAUGCGCUCAAGCACUUGGCUCUGGAGUUUGUCUCGCUGACAGCCACACUCCGGCCCUCAGGGAAUGCGCAGGCUGCACACGCUGGUCAGCAAGCCAUACUUUUGAAUGCUCCUCCAGCUCAACUUGCUCUGUGGGCUCACGGUAACAACAAUGCUGGGGGCAAUGCUGCUCCUGCGAACAACGUCCCGGGCAACGGUCAGGUCCUGAAUAUCCACAUCCAGAAUCUGCACGCUCAACUUCAGCAAAUGCAAGCAAAUGCUGGGGGCGUGCAGCAGCAUCAACAAGUGCAUGUUUUGCAAACCCAACUGCAACAGCAACUGCAGAAUGCUCAUGCUCUGACUCAAAAUGUUCAGGCUCUGACAGCACCGCAAGCUCAAGCCGGCGCGCCACAGGCCACAAUGCAGUUUCAGCAAGCCCAACAACAGCUUCAACAGCAACAACAACACGCCGCCCAGAUCAUGCAUCUUGCUGUUCAAGUUAACUUCCUGCAGAACGCAAUGGCAAAUCAGAACGCACAAGCCAAUGCUGCGACCAGCAGUGCCAGCGCUACCCUGCAGACUCCAGCUCGCGAAGGCUCGUGGAUCGACAUCAUUGACCAAAUCUCGCCCGGCACCAAUCUCUCUGACUUCGAGUCUAUGCAUUCGAAAGUCGACGCAAACCGGGCCACUUCGCUCAUGUCCAUCUCGUUCGUAUCAUGCGGCUAUGCAAAGCUGCCCCAUCUCGGCCUCAGCAUUGACCAAUCCGCCAUCGAAGCGGUCAACGGCUUCGCCGCCGCCACAGCUCUACGCAAUCCCAUCUUCACAAAGCGCUACAACGCGCUUUCACCAGCGAUGAUGAGCUCCAAGUGGCAGUACCUCGGCGAGAUCGUGCAGGAAGUCAAUCUCAACGAGUACGCUGCGCUAGACGCGGGCUGGAACUUGCGACACGGCUGGGAGGAUGCCGAGGCUGCGCGAGCCGUUGAAUUCGAUGGUCUGCUCAGUGGUGGUACGGGCAGGUUCACAGGCAAGGUGCAGCGCUCCGACAGAGUUGAGACCGAGGCGAAGUAUGCGAGUUAGUCGAUCUGCCGACGUUUGCCUUCUCUGCUUCUUGUGUACUGACCUAGAAAUUCUAGAUAUGGAUGCGUUGACGAAGUUGCUCGGGCAUAUGGUAUUGGCUCAUUAGCAGUGGCGCGUGUAGCGGAACAGCAUCCGAGGAAUUGGGAACAACUACGAGCAUUUACAUAUGAAGCUCUCACAGUUCUACUAGCAUGGUCGUUCUAUUAUCACGAUCAGGCAUCACAUAGUAUCAAUCACAUAUCGACACAAAGUCUUCAGCAG
This is a messenger RNA of Didymella exigua CBS 183.55, 4195 nucleotides long. RefSeq lists its product as uncharacterized. Gene Ontology annotation, molecular function: protein binding. Bases 188 to 3934 code for a protein of 1248 amino acids. NCBI's taxonomy places the organism in Eukaryota, Fungi, Ascomycota, Dothideomycetes, Pleosporales, Didymellaceae. The transcript is spliced from 2 exons. The record is from RefSeq and is a predicted model, not a curated record.